AAGACAAAAAAUGGCAGUUCUCAUAUUGACUUCUCAAUCCCUCCUUUCUGUAUAUGGGGCAAGAAAAGGAGGGUAAUGAGAGAAAAGUCAAGUAGUUUCAGUUUUGGUGGAGCUGGAGAACAGCUCGUAAAUUCUCUCUUUGAAACAACGCGCAGUUUUUAGGGAAGGAUAGACUUCCGCCCCACCCCACACGACCGCCCCACCCCAUUAAGCGCACCCGCCAUCCACCAAGAGCCCAAGACUGCUAAAAGCCAUGGUCUCUGCAUUUGAGUGGGUUGCCAAGAACGUAGUCCAAGAGCUGAGCAAAGAUGGGGAGCUGGUCCCUGUGGACAGCCUCAACAGCUCCACCCGCUUUACUCCCUACUGCCUGGUCCGGAAGAAGACCAGGAGCUCCUUGUUUUGGAGGUCACAGUAUGUUUGCCUCAAUUUGACUCUCAAGGACAUUCUGGAUCCCAGCUCCCCAGAACCAGAAGUGACCCAGCUUGAACCAUUCCACUUUAAUGACGAGGUGGAUGGGCAUUCUUCCAGUGUGGAGAUGACUGCCUCUGUGCCAGGGAAGAAUUCAGGACAGAUGUCAGAGUCAAACCCAACCGUCCUUGAGGUCAAGAUUCUCACUGUGUCCCCUAACACUUGGGACUGCUUACAAAAGGAAAGGAAACUGAAAACCCCAGAGCCCUCCAUCUUCCAGGAGCUUCGAAAACGUGGAGAGAACUUGUAUGUUGUGACAGAAGCCGUGAAGACCCAGAAAGAGGCCAUUCUGAAGAGGUCCAGAAAGAAAGAAGGCUUUGGGAAGAUCACCAUUCCUGGGGCCUCGUGUGUCCAGGGUGAGGGUCAAGGGAGCUUGAACACAAUGAAGACAGUGACUGUCCCUGAGGGCAGUAUACUUGCUUUCCAAGUUGCCAAGUUGAUUAUCCAGGAUCAGUGGAAUGUUCUUCUACUUCCAGACAAGAACCAGAAAACCUUCCCACCUAAAGGGAUCAUUUCUGUCUUGUUUUUUCUAGAUUCCUACAGAAUAAUGAUAGUCAACACAGUCUUAGGCUUUGAGAAACUGCAGGCUGAGGUGGAGAAUGAACAACGGCCACUGACCAUGCUGGACACAAAGUUGCAGCACUUUCUUCUUCAGGCUCUCCUGGGGCUCCUCCAGAGUGAGCAGGAUCUGCUGGACUUAGAAGACAUGCUAGAACAGAGUUUGUACACUGGGGUACCCCCACAGAAGGUGGAGGGCAUGACAGGCAACAUCCUAAGUAACCUGCAAGACCAAAAUGGACAACUUGUGGAGCAACUAGCAGGGGCAUUCCUUUAUCUCCUUGGAGCUCUGAAUGAUAAGAGAGAUUCCCUGAGUGACAUCCAACAUCAGCUGCUGAUCCAGUUGCUACAGAAAAAGAAACAGAUCCUGUCCCAGGAGGUAGAACUGGUGAAGGCAAUUCUGAAGGAGAACUUCACUCAGACGGAGGAAAGGCCUUUCUCCCUUCCUUCAGAGCUGCUGUCCUUUGUCCAGGGCCAGGAUGAGAACUUGACCCUCACAUGUGGCCUCUUGGAAGAGUGUGGGCUGUGGCUCUCAGGAGAUGAACCCCAAUUUACCUGGAACCCCAGUGCUCUGCACUCACUUUGUGCGCUGUAUGGGAGUCUGGUGAUGCUGCAGGCUCUCGCUGAGGCCUGAUGACCUAGCCCCUACUCUCCCCACCCUUUUGAUACCUCCUCCCCCUAUGUCAGCCCCAGGCCCAGUACAUUAGGGGACAGCCCUAUUUCAUAACACAGGAUCAUGACAUUUGUUUGUUGGGCCUUCCCCUGCUAUUGCACUAAAAAGAAAUCCCCACUGUGAUGUACUAGACCAGUGGUCAUUCAGCCUCUGUUUGAAGACCUCAUUGCAGGGAAACCCACCACCUCUCAAGGUAACUCAUUCCCCUUUUGGACAUCUUUAAUUAUUAGGAAGUUUUUCCUUACAUUUAGCCUUCACUUGCCUGUUUGCAGCCUCUGUCCACUGCUUCUCAUUCUGCCCUCUCAGGUCAACAGAAUAAGUCCAUUCCCUGCUCUGCAGCCCUUUAAAUACUUGUACACAGCUAGCAGGUCACCCCUGGGUCUUUUCACAUCCACACGUGAUAUGGACUCAAGGCCUUUUACUCAGGUAGUUGCUCUCCCUUCACCGUGUUUAUGUAUAGUGUGUGUAUGUGUAUAUACACAUACAUAUCCAACAGGCCCAUUAGAUGGACAUUGAGCAAGCCCAGAAUUGAAAUGGAGGACAGUAGGUUGUAUGGUCUCUGGGAAAUAAUACACUGUUUUCAAUAAUAUUAAACCAUGCUCUAACACAAAAGCUCAUCUCUUUAACACCAAUAUGUACCUGGGAAAGUUCUUCUGGAGAAUCAAAAUGACAGAUAAGCAAAAGGACAAAGGGGCAGACACACAGUGGACAUAAAUAGGCUUCAGCAAGACCAACAAUGAGGACUUGUGGACAAGAAGUGGUGCAAAAGCUCUCAUCAAGGAUAUGUGUGAUUGGCAAAUGAAGGGAGCCUGCCAUGGAGUGAGAGGAAGGGAUAUGAGGAGGGAGGUCCAAGUGCUGCCGUGUUAGCCACAAAAUGUUAAAAGACUCCCAUCACUAGGCCACUUAGCAAAAAUUUUAUCAUGCCAGGCUGUGCUAAGUUCUUAGGAAUAGGAAAAAAAGAAAAAAAAACAAAGUCCCUGCUCUCAAACAUCUCAGAGGCUAAGUGGGGCAACAGCAAAUAAACAUCUAUAUACAAAUGAUUGCAUGCACAAUAAAUUGGGGGGAGUCUCUUCCUCAUAUUCAUUCUCUAACUUCAUUAGUCCAGUAGUCUACAAUGCACCUACACAAUUUCCUUCUUAUUUAACUCAAGACUUUACUUCUCCCAGGUACUUUUCACCAUAAGUCUGCCUAGUUUAAGGACAGACAACAGGUUUCUAAGAUCUCUCUCAUUUCCCUGUCUCCUGACUCCCUUAACUUAGCAGUAUAAAGCCUAAGGUGUUAACUUAAUGAAGACUGAGAUUCCCCACCCCCACCCCCAUGCUUUUAGUAUCUUCUCUUCCUUCAGAUAAUUUGUAUCAAAUAACAAGCAACCAGAUAACUUGUAUACUCGUCCCUCAAUGCCCACACAAUCAUCUUGCUUCCAGCAUGGAUAUAUUCCAUAAACACUGGGUCCAAUCUGGAUGUCUUGCUAUGUUUACUGCCACUUCUAAUUGUUUUACAAGCAUGUCCUGGACUUAGUGUUAGGGUCAAGAGUGGUGGUUUCCCUGUCCUUGAUGAAGAAAAUAAUUUAUCAAAAUUAUUUUUGCAAGUGGAUAACUUUGAUUACAUUAAAUUGAAAGGUUUUUU
Molecule: messenger RNA, 3325 nt
Organism: Vombatus ursinus (common wombat)
Lineage: Eukaryota; Metazoa; Chordata; Mammalia; Diprotodontia; Vombatidae
Product: gasdermin-D-like
Exons: 12
Coding region: 254-1660 (468 amino acids)
Biological process (GO): pyroptotic inflammatory response; defense response to bacterium
Molecular function (GO): phosphatidylinositol-4,5-bisphosphate binding; phosphatidylinositol-4-phosphate binding; phosphatidylserine binding
Source: RefSeq, a predicted model, not a curated record